AUGAAUUCCAUCUAAUGCCCUUUUGAUCUUUAAUUCUCUCCUUCAAACAUGUCUUCUUUCAACUCCAUUUCACUAUCGUCCGACGUUACAAAUUCUCCCACCAACAUCACCCAUAUUAUGUUUGUGUUAGUGGGUUCAACAAGAUUAUGGAAAUUCAGAAGACCUUACAUUGAAUCAUGGUGGAGAGAAAAUAUAACUAGAGGAAACAUUUGGUUGGAUUUUGCUCCUCCACAAGACUUUCUCCCAUGGCCUUCUUCUUCUCCCCGUUUUCAGGUCAACGAAGACAUAACCAAGUUGAGGGUAUACCCUAAACUAGUAAGCCCUAACGACGUUAGGAUAUAUCGCUCUAUUCUAGAGACAUUUAUAAUAAGAGAUGAUAAAGAUGUGAGAUGGUAUGUGAUGGGGGACGAUGACACAGUUUUUUUUGUGGAUAAUUUGGUGGAGGUGCUUGGGAAAUAUGAUCAUAGUAAGUAUUAUUAUAUUGGAGCAAAUUCGGAGAGUAUUAAUUCUAAUUUUGAUUUCUCUUUUGAGAUGGGAUUUGGAGGAGGUGGAUAUGCUUUGAGUUAUAGUCUAGUGGAAGCACUGGCAACAAGAAUUGAUGAAUGCAUUGAGAGAUAUCCAUACUUUCGAACAAGUGACAUUUUGUCAGCUUCAUGUUCAGCUGAUCUAGGAGUUGAUUUAACUAUCGAAAAGGGGAUUCACCAGAUCGAUUUGCGAGGCGACAUUUCAGGGCUCUUAUCGUCUCAUCCCAGGUUUCCUCUCCUCUCUCUCCAUCAUUUCGACGUAGUGGAUCCAAUCUUCCCCGCCAAGGACCGCCACGAGUCCAUCAACCAUCUCAUGAAAGCUGCAAAUGUCGAUCAAUCUCGUCUCCUACAACAAACGAUAUGCUACCACAGGGAAACCAACUGGUCGUUCUCCGUCUCCUGGGGCUACUCUGCUCAUAUAUACGAAAGCUUAUUCCCCAGAAGCUUUCUGAAAAGACCUCUGGAGACAUUUCGGCCAUGGAAAAAUGUCCGGCCUCCGUUGUACAUGUUCAACACUAGAUGGCCUCCGUACAGUGAUCCCUGUGAAGCUCCCCAUCAAUUUUUCCUAGAGAGUGUUGGGAGUGCGGAUGAUGGAGAAGUUGUUACUAAUUAUAUUCGAAGCUCGUCACGUAAUCUGCCGCCUUGUUCAGUGAAUGGCAACCACUCUGCCGAUCACAUCUCCAGAAUUCAAGUGUUUACGCCCGCAACUAUACGAAAAGAGGCAGGGAGAAUUGAAUGCUGCGAUGUCGAAUAUGUGAGUGGCAAUGACUCUGCAAAUGUCAAGUUAAGGCCUUGCAUGAAAGGUGAAAUUGUGGCUUGA
Messenger RNA from Mangifera indica (mango), 1344 nucleotides. RefSeq lists its product as uncharacterized. NCBI's taxonomy places the organism in Eukaryota, Viridiplantae, Streptophyta, Magnoliopsida, Sapindales, Anacardiaceae. The record is from RefSeq and is a predicted model, not a curated record. Gene Ontology annotation, molecular function: acetylglucosaminyltransferase activity. The transcript has 5 exons.